Pseudophryne corroboree (corroboree frog) is the source of this 3697-nucleotide messenger RNA. Its product is annotated as AP-1 complex subunit beta-1. The coding region runs from base 81 to 2837 and encodes 918 amino acids. Gene Ontology annotation, cellular component: membrane coat; clathrin adaptor complex. Gene Ontology annotation, molecular function: clathrin binding. Lineage: Eukaryota; Metazoa; Chordata; Amphibia; Anura; Myobatrachidae. The record is from RefSeq and is a predicted model, not a curated record. The transcript is spliced from 21 exons. Gene Ontology annotation, biological process: intracellular protein transport; vesicle-mediated transport.
AGAUUUUCGAGUUAAAGGCUGAACUGAACAAUGAGAAGAAAGAGAAGCGUAAGGAAGCAGUGAAGAAGGUCAUCGCUGCCAUGACAGUUGGCAAAGAUGUGAGUUCUCUGUUUCCAGAUGUAGUGAAUUGCAUGCAGACAGACAACCUGGAGCUGAAGAAACUUGUAUACCUGUACCUGAUGAACUAUGCCAAGAGCCAGCCAGACAUGGCUAUUAUGGCUGUAAACAGCUUUGUCAAGGAUUGUGAGGACCCCAACCCUCUGAUUCGGGCCUUGGCUGUGCGCACCAUGGGAUGCAUCCGUGUAGAUAAGAUCACAGAGUACCUCUGUGAGCCUCUGCGCAAGUGCCUGAAGGAUGAAGACCCUUAUGUACGCAAGACAGCUGCUGUGUGUGUUGCCAAACUUCAUGAUAUUAAUGCACAGAUGGUGGAGGAUCAAGGCUUUCUGGACUCGCUGCGUGAUCUCAUAGCAGACUCCAACCCAAUGGUGGUAGCCAAUGCAGUGGCCGCUCUCUCUGAAAUCAGUGAGUCUCACCCCAAUAGCAACCUGCUCGACCUGAAUCCACAAAACAUCAACAAAUUGCUGACUGCCCUGAACGAAUGCACUGAGUGGGGUCAGAUCUUUAUUUUGGACUGUCUGUCCAACUACAAUCCUAAGGACGAAAGGGAGGCACAAAGUAUAUGUGAGCGUGUCACUCCUCGUCUGUCACAUGCUAACUCUGCUGUAGUCCUGUCUGCUGUUAAAGUCCUCAUGAAGUUUCUGGAGCUGCUGCCUAAAGACUCUGACUAUUACACCAUGCUUCUUAAAAAGUUGGCUCCUCCUUUGGUCACCCUACUUUCCGGGGAGCCUGAAGUCCAAUAUGUGGCUUUACGAAAUAUCAACCUCAUUGUCCAGAAAAGGCCAGAGAUCUUGAAGCAAGAAAUCAAGGUGUUCUUUGUCAAAUACAAUGAUCCAAUUUAUGUGAAACUGGAAAAGCUGGAUAUUAUGAUACGGCUGGCAUCGCAGGCCAACAUUGCUCAGGUGUUGGCUGAGCUGAAGGAAUAUGCUACUGAAGUGGAUGUUGAUUUUGUCAGGAAGGCAGUCCGUGCCAUUGGCAGAUGUGCCAUCAAAGUUGAGCAAUCUGCAGAGCGCUGCGUGAGCACCCUCCUUGACCUCAUCCAGACAAAGGUGAACUACGUGGUACAAGAAGCUAUUGUCGUCAUUCGGGACAUCUUCCGCAAGUACCCCAACAAGUAUGAAAGCAUCAUUGCCACUUUAUGUGAGAAUCUGGAUUCCCUGGAUGAGCCCGACGCCCGAGCUGCCAUGAUCUGGAUUGUUGGAGAAUAUGCUGAGCGCAUUGACAAUGCUGAUGAACUGCUGGAGAGCUUUUUGGAAGGAUUCCAUGAUGAGAGCACACAGGUGCAGCUCACUCUUCUGACUGCCAUUGUCAAACUGUUCUUGAAGAAACCAUCGGAGACGCAAGAGUUGGUACAACAAGUUCUCAGUCUAGCUACUCAGGAUUCUGAUAACCCUGACUUACGUGACCGAGGAUACAUUUACUGGCGUUUACUCUCUACUGACCCUGUCACUGCCAAGGAGGUGGUGCUUUCAGAGAAGCCACUGAUCUCUGAGGAGACUGACCUCAUUGAGCCCACAUUGCUGGAUGAGUUGAUUUGCCAUAUUGGCUCUCUGGCUUCAGUUUAUCACAAACCACCAAACGCCUUUGUAGAAGGCAGUCAUGGAGUUCACCGCAAACACCUGCCAAUCCAGCAUGGAAGCAUUGAUAUCGGUGACAGCCCUGUAGGACCUGCUCCAGCAGCUGCUCUCGAGCAGCCACAGGUCAUUCCCUCGCAAGGAGACCUCUUGGGUGAUCUUCUCAACUUAGACCUAGGACCUCCAGGAAAUGUACCCCAAGUGUCCACAAUGCAGAUGGGAGCCGUGGAUCUGCUUGGUGGAGGUCUAGAUAGUCUGAUGGGAGAGGAUACGCAAUGGUUGGGAAGUGACCUUGGAGGUGGAAUUGGUGGAAGUCCAGCGGUUGGACAGACUUUUAUCCCUUCCUCUGUCCCGGCUACCUUUGCACCAUCACCCACUCCAGCUGUGGUUAGCAGUGGACUCAAUGACCUGUUUGAACUUUCAACCGGCAUCGGGAUGGCCCCAGGGGGAUUUGUUUCCCCGAAAGCUGUUUGGCUGCCUGCUGUGAAAGCAAAGGGAUUGGAGAUCUCUGGCACAUUCUCUCACAGACAAGGGCACAUCUACAUGGACAUGAACUUUACCAACAAGGCCCUGCAGCACAUGACGGACUUUGCCAUUCAGUUUAACAAGAAUAGCUUUGGAGUAAUUCCCAGUGCCCCCCUGGCUAUACAUACACCCCUCAUGCCAAACCAAAGCAUUGACAUUUCUCUGCCUCUCAAUACUCUGGGACCUGUCAUGAAAAUGGAGCCACUUAAUAACCUCCAGGUGGCUGUGAAAAACAACAUUGAUGUUUUCUACUUUAGCUGCCUCAUCCCUUUACACGUACUGUUUGUGGAAGAUGGCAAAAUGGAGCGCCAAGUCUUUCUGGCCACAUGGAAAGAUAUACCUAAUGAAAAUGAGUUGCAGUUCCAGAUCAAAGAGUGCCACCUGAAUGCAGACUCUGUUUCAAGCAAGCUACAGAAUAACAAUGUUUACACUAUUGCUAAGAGGAAUGUGGAAGGGCAGGAUAUGCUGUACCAGUCCCUCAAACUUACCAAUGGCAUCUGGAUCUUGGCAGAGCUGAGGAUCCAGCCUGGGAACCCUAAUUACACACUUUCCCUGAAGUGCCGUGCUCCCGAGGUGUGUAAUUACGUAUACCAGGUGUAUGACUCCAUCUUGAAGACCUAAUAUAACCGUUUUAUGGCUGACCUCUUAUAGAUGUAUGCUAACUACUUCUCAUGUAAUAUGUCUCACUCUACCCUAUUAUUCUUACAAUGUAUUGGACCAUCCAUUUCAACAUUUGAAAGCUCUGAUGUCAGAGCCUCUAGCAGUAAAGGAGCUAAUAGGAAUUUUAGGAAUUUGGAGCAAGCACUUUUUAAAAUCUGAAAUCUCUCCAAUCUGAUACUGUGCCAAUAAUUUGACAGAGGCAUCAGCUGCACAGAUUAAUCACUUGUUGAAUUACAUGAGUACACACACACACACACAUAUGUAUGUGUGUGCGUAUGUAUAUGUAGGCCAAUAGUUCACUCAUAUUCAUUGACAUGAAAUAGAUUUUCUUUAUCAAUAUGAUGUGCUUGCUAUCCAGCGCGCCUAAAUAUUUAUUCAGUGUGUAGACGUUCUUUGCCAACGUAAAUGCCAUAUUGAAGUAGAAGAGAAAGUAGUGGUAGACUGUGCAAGUAGAGAGGUGUGUGUACUGGUGCUCUGUGUGCUUACUGUGCACAGCACCAAAGUGUUUUAUAUCUAGGACAUAUGUUAUGUUAGCCCACUUGGUUUCUCCUUAAUACUUUUUCUAUUUGCCCACCAUGGUUUUAAUAACUUUUUGUCAUAGGUAAAUAUAAAUAUGUUUGUCACUUGGUGCCACUCCCAUUGUUCUUGUGAUAUACCAUGGUAUUUUAUCACCUUUGUACACACAUUUACAUUCCAUUCUAGUGGUCCGUGCAUUGCAGCCUAAAGGAGCAUGUGGCUUGUUAAUCGUAAAAUCUAAUUCCCUAUGUUGCUAUCUCAGAAAUAUUGACAGAACCAAUAAAAAAUGUAUUUCAGAAAAAAAA